AUGCCCAGCUUCGAGCCGGGCCCGAGACCCAGCUUGGGCUUCCUGCAGCCCCGGGGCUGGCUGUCCGCCUUCUCGCUCCCGCUCUCUAGCGCCUCCGGGCGCUUUUGCCACCCCGCACCCCGGGAUUACCAGCCCUGGGGCGGCUACUUCGAAAAAGCCCUGGAAGAGAUUCUUCGGCAGAAGAGAUUAAGUGAGAGGGAGAAAAUCGGAGAAGUAGGGGCACCUGAAGUUUGGGGACUUUCUCCAAAAUCUGCUGAGAUUGAUUCAGAUGAGCUGACCCCCGAAGAGGAAAAGAAAAAAACUAAGGAAAUUGCUGCUCCUGGUUCAGAAGAGGGAAAGAAGAAGAGAAAGAAGAAGUCUAGUCACUCCAAGGAAAGAGCUAAGAAAAAGAAAAAGAAGUCAGUCAAAAAAGAGAGCGAGCAUUUUGAAGACAGUGACAAUGACUUUGAGUCCAAUUCAAAGGGGAAAGGGAAAUCAAAGAAAGACAAGAAGUCCAAGAAAAGCAAGAAGAAGAAGGAAAGAAAGAACAAAAAUGGCAGGUCAAAGAAGUGUAAGCAGAAGAAAAGAUCACCUCAGUUGAGCAACCGAGACUCGGAUGAAGAAUUUCAAGACAAUCCCUGGCUGGAGAAACCAUCAAACGAUGCCCAAAGUCAGGAAUUGAUUGGACCAGAAGCUCCCAAAGUAUAUUCUGCUCCAGAUGACAAGCCUUUGAACUACGGUCAUGCUCUGUUGCCUGGCGAAGGGGCAGCCAUGGCUGAAUAUGUGAAAGCCGGAAAGCGGAUCCCUCGGAGAGGAGAAAUUGGCCUGACCAGUAAAGAGAUUGAAACAUUUGAAUGCUCAGGCUAUGUCAUGAGUGGGAGCAGACACCGCCGAAUGGAGGCCGUGCGUCUCCGGAAAGAAAACCAGAUCUACAGUGCUGAUGAGAAGCGAGCCCUGGAGUCAUUCAACCAAGAAGAGAGACGGAAGAGGGAAAACAAGAUUCUAGCCAACUUCAGAGAAAUUGUCUAUAGAAAGACAAGAGGGAAUGAGGAAGACUAA
This is a messenger RNA of Dromiciops gliroides (monito del monte), 1038 nucleotides long. RefSeq names its product NFKB activating protein (gene NKAP). Gene Ontology annotation, molecular function: chromatin binding. The record is from RefSeq and is a predicted model, not a curated record. Lineage: Eukaryota; Metazoa; Chordata; Mammalia; Microbiotheria; Microbiotheriidae. Gene Ontology annotation, cellular component: nucleus. Bases 1 to 1038 code for a protein of 345 amino acids. Gene Ontology annotation, biological process: regulation of gene expression. The transcript has 9 exons.